GGACGAGAGUUUAUGCCGCCAUGUUUAAAAACAGACAAGAUGGCGGAACUAUCGCCUGAAGAGUUCAAGAAGAGUCUCUUCACGACUUUCCGAAGUCGUGGAGUGCUAGAGGCCCUGAAGUCUCAACUUAGGAAUCGUCUAAUAAAAGAACUUCAAGAAACUGCUGGCAAGGAUGAUUUGGCAGAAUUACAUGGUCAGUCAGAAAAUACAGAGACUGUCUGUAAACUUGCUGCUAACAGCCUUGUUGCUGACCACUUAAAGAGAUGUAAUUAUGAAUAUUCUUUAUCUGUCUUCAUGCCAGAGAGUGGUUUACAAGAACAUAAGUUACUUACAAUGAGGGAUAUCCUCUUACUGCUAAAAAUUAGAGAAGGUUCUGAGCUCUACAAGAAUAUGGAAAUUGUAUUGGAUAAACAUGGAUCAUCAAAUGGUUUGUUGGUAGAAUUCUUAAGUGCCCUAGGUGUGUCGAAUGAUCAUGGAAAGUCUUCAAAAGCUGUUCAAGCUUCCUUAAAGCAACUUUCUUCAAUAGAGGAUAAACUGCAAAGUGUGGAAAGACAGUACCUCAAAAAUCUUCAGACAGAAAAUCAGAAAUGGAGUUCUCAGACUGAAAAGUGGCUGCUUGGAUUGCACAAACAAUGGGAACACGACAAGAAAAAACUGCUUGAGGAGGAGCUUGGGUACCUGAAAGCAACAGAACUUGCUCGUGUAAGGUUCGAAGAGAAGGAAAAAUAUCAAAGAGAAGUCCAAACCAUAAGAAAACAGCUUGAGGAAAAAUAUGCAGCCAAGGCAGAGAAAUUAAAAGCCGAUGAGAGAGAAAAGUUACAGUUACUGAGCACUCAACAACAGCUUCAGGAAGAAGAAGCACACGCGCAACGACAGAAACUCCUGGAAGAUAUGUUGUCUCUCAAACAACGGGAAACUGAGUUUGAUUUAAACCAUCAAAUGAAAGCAAAAACAUUGAAGCUCGAAGAAGAGAGGAUAAACGUUUUAUCUCAGGAAUUAAAAAUCAAGAAAUCUCUUUUAGAAGAUGCAGAGGCCAACUUUAAUAGAAGACUAGAUGAAGAAGUACAGAGGUACAAAUUAAAAUGUGACGAAGAAUCUCACGACAGAAGACAAACUCUAGAGCUCAGAGAAAAACGGCUACAACGAGAUUUGGAUGGUUUCGAGAGAAAGCAAGGUGUUUAUAUAAACACCUCUGACGAACUGCAGAGAACCAAAGGAAAAUUAAAAGAAUUACAAAUUCAACUUGAUGAUAACAAGACACAACUUGCUUUAGCUCUCCAGCAAAAGGAAAUGAUGAGUAUAAAGCUGAGCGAGGAUCUCGAGGCGAUCAAAGAAAGAGAUGACGCUCUUGCCAAGGAGAAUGCAAUAUUGAACAGAAACUUGUUGAAGUAUGAAGAUGAAGAGAAAGGAAACCAAAGACUAAUCAGCGAAUUAAGGGAAAAAUCAAUGGAGUCUGCUGCAGACCUACUACAUCUACGAGAUCAGUUAAAACAAAUGGAGAAAACCGCCAAGUCGAAGGAAAAGUCUUGGAAAGAUUAUAAAACAAAGAUGGAAUCCAGACUGGAUGAAGAGUGUCAGAAGCGACUUAAGUAUCAACAACUUUAUGAAGAAACGAUGAUGAGUCAGUCUGCGCUCAAUCAAGAGGUAGCCGACCUAAAACUUACUUUGCAACAAACGCAGCAAGUGCUCGAUGUGGAACUUGGCCGAAGAAGAGCAAACUCCAUCCCUUGCAUGGAGUCCAUGCCAAGCGAACUUGAGUCCCCGGCAGUAAAUACAACUCAAUGGGAAGGUGAUAGAACAUCAGUGACAGACUCGGCUAUGGACGAAACCAGUAGCACUGUGGUUAUGAUAGCCCAGAGCAAGGAACUGUUUGAUCGGCUGGAGAAGGAGGCCAAGGAGUUGGAAGAAUCCUAUCAGAAGUUCCAGUCGCGAAUCAACCAAAUGGAACUAGAUGUUCACUCAACGUCUCGUUCACCUGAUUUACAUUAUCCCACUCAAAACCUCCAUGGAAAUACGUCAUUUGAUUAAACAAAAUUAAAAUUUUUUAAAAUC
Molecule: messenger RNA, 2052 nt
Organism: Pocillopora damicornis (cauliflower coral)
Lineage: Eukaryota; Metazoa; Cnidaria; Anthozoa; Scleractinia; Pocilloporidae
Product: centriole and centriolar satellite protein OFD1
Biological process (GO): epithelial cilium movement involved in determination of left/right asymmetry
Cellular component (GO): centrosome; ciliary basal body
Molecular function (GO): protein binding
Source: RefSeq, a predicted model, not a curated record